This is a messenger RNA of Rubroshorea leprosula, 1684 nucleotides long. The record is from the annotation of a GenBank genome assembly. Lineage: Eukaryota; Viridiplantae; Streptophyta; Magnoliopsida; Malvales; Dipterocarpaceae.
CGCCAAUUUUUACAUUUCUUCGCUCUGAAACAAUGUUGUUGACCCCAGGAGAUAAAGUACCCAAGGCGGGUUGGCUCGGACUUGACUCAGAGCACUAAGCCUCCUCCUCCUCUUCCAGUUGAUGGUUAAGAUCUCUGGCUCACAAACCCAGGUGAGAAAGGAAGAUUUUUGUUUUCUGGGUUUGGUGAAUUUGUGAUGGAGGAGGAAACAUCUGAUACAAUGAACCUAGAUUUGAACUUGGGUCCUGUUCCUGAAGCAGGAUCAGGAUCGAUAUCGACUGAAGCUGUUAAUUUGGAUGAUUGGGUAGACCCAUUUGAAAGAAUAAGGGAAGCUAUUAGGCAUAGGCGGUGGAGAUGGCAUCCGGUUCAAAGUCCAACUGUAACAGAAGACAUCUCAAUGGAAUUGGAUCAAUCAUUGCGAAAUUUAGGCAAUAUAGGUACAUUACAUGCAGGGGAAGGUAGUGUUGCUGCUGAGGAAAGAAUAAAUGAUGUAUCAAAAAUGUGUGAAAAUAACAAUGGGUUUAUGGAAGAUGAUGUUUCAGAGAAGAAGGAUGAUGUUGAGAAGGGUAGUGGCAAUGAUGGAAGCUUUUUUGAUUGUAACAUAUGCUUGGAUUUGGCCAAGGAUCCUGUUGUGACGUGUUGUGGUCACCUGUUCUGUUGGUCCUGCCUUUACCGAUGGUUAAAUGUUCAUUCAUAUGCGAAGGAAUGUCCAGUCUGCAAGGGAGAGGUGACAAUUAAAACUGUAACCCCAAUUUAUGGUCGUGGUAAUGCUUCUCGAGGGGUGGAAGAUGACUCAGGUCUCAAGAUCCCUCGUAGGCCACAUGCAAGGCGGGUUGAAAGCUUCAGGCAAACGAUCCGAAGAACUGCUCUCAAUCUUCCAGUGGAGGAGAUGAUUCGGCGUCUUGGAAGUAGAUUUGAUUUGACCCGUGACUUGACUCCUCCAAGGGAUGCCAAUGGAGCACAAGAAUCAACAGAAAGAAUUAGUCCCUUUAUAAACAGGAUUUUCACAUCUCGUGGAAUGCAUGCUGAGCAAGAUUCUGCUGUGCUGCUAGAAGAUGUCAACUUAACGCAGGGUAACACUGCUGGACCUGAGGGUUCCUAUCGUGCCAUACCGCUUCAAAGAGAAUCACGGUUGCUGCGUAGAGCUGCUAGGAUAUCAUUGUCAUCACCACGGAGCUCAGCCGAAAGGUUUGUUGAGCAUUAUUUUCGAAGCCACUCCAUAGGAAGAAAUCAAGAGCAUGCACCAGUGGAUGAUAGAGAUUCCUUUUCCAGCAUUGCUGCCAUGAUAAACUCAGAAAGUCAAAUGGACACUGCCGUGGAGAUAGACUCUGUGGUAUCGCUUUCAUCAUCAACUUCGAGAAGAAGAAAUGAUCCUUCAAGGGUUUCAGAUGUGGAUAGUGGCGAUUCUCGUGCACCUAGAAGGAGACGAUUGAACUAGAAAGAGCCCUUCAGUUUCUUGCUCCCCAGAACUGCUCAAAAUUAGUUAUCUGUUGCAGUUCGUUUAGAUUGCUUUCCUUCAAUAGAAUUUUCAGAUCCUUGAUCUAAGGAUAAUUGUGAAUUUUAUAUGAUGUAUUUCAUGACUUCACUUGUGGGGUUCGAGAUUAUAACAUCUUUGCUUUAGGGUAUGGGUAUCGGCGGUGUGGUUUGAUAUGAAUUUUAAUAUUUUAUAAAUCAAUCUAAUUUAA